Messenger RNA from Medicago truncatula (barrel medic), 2913 nucleotides. RefSeq names its product pentatricopeptide repeat-containing protein At1g74630. Gene Ontology annotation, molecular function: RNA binding; zinc ion binding; protein binding. The coding region runs from base 89 to 2041 and encodes 650 amino acids. Gene Ontology annotation, biological process: RNA modification. Lineage: Eukaryota; Viridiplantae; Streptophyta; Magnoliopsida; Fabales; Fabaceae. The record is from RefSeq and is a predicted model, not a curated record. The transcript has 2 exons.
CCACAGAGGAGGAGCUGGAAGAUGCGAUGCAUUGUUUCAAAAUAGUGGCGGGGGAGGAAGAAGUAACUAACUACUUUGAAUUGUGAACAUGAACAUAAUUAACAAGAGUUGCGAAGAAAUAUUACUUUCACUGUUGAGCAAUUGCAACACAACCCUCAAAACCACGAAACAAAUCCACACUCAUCUCUACGUUACAGGCCUUCACACUCACCCUUUCUUCUUCGGCAAACUCCUUCUCAACUGCGCCGUUUCCAUCUCCGAUCAUGUUCUCAACUACUCUCUCCGUCUCUUCCAUCACUUCCCCAACCCCGACACCUUCAUGUACAACACCCUCAUUCGUUCCCUCUCUCAUUCCUCCACCCCUCUCUCUUCCCUCCAACCCUUCAUUCAAUUACUUCGCCACCCCACUCUUCUCCCUGAUAGUUUCUCUUUCGCCUUCACACUUAAAGGCAUUGCGAACGAUGGUUGUUCUAAGAGACAGGGGAUUCAGCUGCAUUCUCAUGCUUUUCGUCAUGGUUUUGAUGAUCAUAUAUUUGUUGGAACCACUUUGAUUAGUAUGUAUGCUGAAUGUGGGUGUUAUGAAUAUGCGAGAAAGGUGUUUGAUGAAAUGUCUCAACCGAAUGUUGUAGCAUGGAAUGCGGUUGUUACUGCUUGUUUUAGGUGUGGGGAUGUGGAGGGUGCUUGGGGUUUGUUUGAAAGGAUGCCGGUUAGGAAUUUGACUUCUUGGAAUACGAUGCUUGCGGGUUAUGUUAAAGCAGGUCAGCUUUGGUUGGCGAGAAGAGUUUUUUGUGAAAUGAAGAUGAGAGAUGAUGCUUCUUGGAGUACUAUGAUUGUUGGGUUUGCUAAAAGUGGUUCUUUUCAUGAUGCGUUUGGGUUUUUUAAGGAGUUGUUGCGGGACAGAAAUAGGCCGAGUGAGGUUAGUCUUACUGGGGUGUUAUCCGCAUGUGCACAGGCUGGGGCAUUUGAGUUUGGGAAGAUUUUACAUGGGUUUAUGGAAAAAGCGGGGUUUCUUUGUAUUGUUUCAGUUAACAAUGCUCUCAUUGAUACUUACUCGAAGUGUGGAAAUGUUGAUAUGGCUAAGUUGGUCUUUCAACAUAUGUCUGCGGAAAAGUGCAUUGUGUCUUGGACGUCGAUGAUAGCAGCACUUGCAAUGCAUGGUCGUGCAGAUGAGGCGAUCCGGGUGUUUCAUGAGAUGGAAGAGUCUGGAGUUAGGCCAGAUGGUGUCACCUUCAUAUCUCUCUUGUAUGCCUGUAGUCAUAGUGGUUUGGUUGAGCAAGGUUGUGCUUUGUUUUCUAAGAUGAGAAAUUUUUAUGGAAUUGAACCCGCCAUCGAGCAUUAUGGCUGUAUGGUUGAUCUGUAUGGUCGGGCUGCUAGGUUGCAGAAAGCUUAUGAGUUUAUACGUCAGAUGCCAAUUUUACCUAACGUAAUCAUUUGGAGAACCCUCCUUGGAGCUUGUAGCAUUCAUGGUAAUAUUGAAUUGGCAGAGCUUGUGAAAGCAAGGCUUGCUGAAAUGGAUCCAAACAACUCCGGUGACCAUGUACUGCUCUCAAAUGUUUACGCGGUUGCAGGGAAAUGGAAGGAUGUUGCUGGCAUAAGAAGAACAAUGAUUGAACAGAGCAUGAAAAAAAUUCCUGGUUGGAGCAUGAUUGAAAUUGACAAGGUCAAUUAUGGUUUUGUGGCAGGUGAAAAGCCUAAUGAGGUUACAAAAGAGGCCCAUGAUAAACUAAGGGAAAUAAUGUUGAGGCUUAGAGAAGAAGAAGGUUACGCGCCCCAGGUAAGGAGUGUCCUGCAUGAUGUUGAAGAGGAAGAAAAAGAAGAUUCUAUGUCCAAGCACAGUGAAAAGCUUGCUGCAGCUUUUGGAAUUGCAAAGCUUCCUAAAGGAAGGAUUUUAAGAAUAGUGAAGAACCUGAGGGUUUGUGGGGACUGCCAUACUGUGAUGAAGCUGAUUUCUAAAGUCUAUCAAGUAGAAAUCAUUGUGAGAGAUAGAAGUCGCUUUCACUCAUUCAAAGGUGGAUUUUGUUCCUGCAGAGAUUACUGGUGAUAGAACUAUUUAAUUGAGUUGAAAUGUAACAAAAACAACAGCUGGUAUCAUUCCUUCAAAGUACCAGACACCUAUUGGAAGUCUUGAAGAAAAGAAUUGAACAGGUGACAGGUAAAGCCAUACGAGCUAAACCAGAACAACACGUUAUUGAGAAAAUCAGACUGUACCUACAAGCAAACAUUCAUGAAAAGUGUUCAAAAUGGCACAACCACGGUCAUGUCAGUAUUUCUCCAACUUUCUCAGCACCUACAACUACAGAUGAACCAUAUGAUAGAAAGGAGCACCUGCACAUACUUCUGCAGGUGCAAAUACAUCGACUGUAAGCAUCAGGUCAAACAACAUCCUAAGUAGCAUCUGCACAUACUUCUGCAGGUGCUGGUCUGCUUUCAUCCAAGCCCAACUAACUACAUCAACCACUACAUGAUUGCUCAUGGAAGGUAUGACAGGUUUAAUUCUUUUGAAAUGCGGAGCUUUCUGCAGACAGUGAACCCUUGUGUUAUAAGGUCACAACUUCAGCACACAUUGGAGGAUAGGAGACAUGAGCACGUGCAGGAGACCUAAGAGUCAGUUGAUGUCCCUAAACCACACUAUGUUUAAGGAAAUUCUGGCCAAUAAAUCACAUUUUUCUUUUGCUUUUUGUUUGCUUGUGCUUGAGAAGUAACAUAUUUUUAGGAAUACUCCAACUAUUGGCUAGUGCAUUGACUAAGUUUGGUUUAUGUUGGUAUCAUUAUUUAUACCGUUUUAGUCACAUCCAUCACUUAAUGCUACUAUGUGUACUCCCUUAACAAUACCCGUUACUCAACAAUGACUCAUAUUAAUGCUGGUUUAUUUACACAGUAUUACAUGUUCUCGUGUUUACUGUUGGCUUCAAA